GGGUGGGUCGGUCACGUGACUUCACACAGCCAAUCCGCAACUGUAAAUAUCUAAAGCGCUGAAGCUAGCACACAACCGAGACAUGGAACGUAUUAAACUAUGAUUUUUACUCUUCUAUUCCGUUGGAGAAGAUAACUUUGGACCUACUGCUGAUAUUUUACCCAUCACGACAUGAAGUAAACCCAGUGCGUCACCUCUGUUCUUAAAAGGGCUCGUUUGUUUUGAUAAUAUUCGUGGUGACAGUAGUUAGCACUCACUAUUAGCAUCACGGGCUAACACACCAGCCGUGAGCUAGUAGCGCCUGUCAGUCCGAGGCGUUUCUGUGACUAUGCAAGGGGAAACGGCGGCGGCUGUACGAAUCACGGAAAACGAAGGCAAACUCGAUGCGUUCCCCCAGGUCAGGACCCCAAAUCCGGGGAGAUCCAACGCCAAGAACUGGCAGUACAGUGAUCACAUGGAGAAUAUUGAUGGAUACUUGAUGAAGUACACCAACCUAGUGACGGGCUGGCAGUACAGGUUCUUCGUGUUGAACAAUGAGGCCGGUCUGCUCGAGUACUUCGUCAAUGAACAGUCUCGACCACAGAAGCCACGGGGCAUGCUCCCAUUGGCUGGAGCCGUCAUCUCCCCUAGCGAUGAAGACUCCCACACCUUCACCGUCAACGCCAUCAGCGGAGAGCAGUACAAGCUAAGAGCCACUGAUGCCAAAGAGAGACAGCAUUGGGUGAGCCGGCUACAGAUCUGUACGCAACACCACACAGAAGCCAUGGGGAAGAGUAACCCUCCUCCGAAGUCGCGCAGUUACUCCAUGGCGUCUCAGGGCAGUGGCAGCUCUCCCAUGUCCAUGAGGAGGCCCAGCCAGAACCCCUCCUCCUCCAUGUUCCAAUGGUCCCAAGCCAAAGGCUCCACCCUCUACUCCAGUAAGAGGUCCCUACUCCCAGAUCACCUGCUUGAUGCCAAGGAGAUGAUGAGCCAAGCGCAUGGGCAGCACAGGGACCUUCUGGAGGGCAUUGAGGCUCUGCCCACAUCCCCAGGACUCUCCCCUCUGGACCAGGACCUGCUCAUGCUCAAAGCCACCUCCAUGGCCACCAUGAGCUGCCUCAACGACUGCCUGCACAUCCUGCACCUGCAGCAGCUGGCCCGCCACAGAGGGGCGCUCGGAGGGCCCACAAUCGACUGGCUGGAGCCCAAACUGCCCGACCUUCUGAAGAACGGAGGCAGCUUCCCCCCCGCUGAGGGUCCACUGGAGGGGGAGAGAGCGGAGCUGAGCGUGCCCGAGACCACCUGCUUCUCACCGGAGCAGGAGGAGAUGGACCCCGAGGAUGAGGUGGAGGACACGUUUACAGACACAGAGGAGGACCUGGGGGCUGUGGAGGAGGAGCGCAGCAUCAUCCUGCACCUGCUGUCCCAACUCAAGCUGGGCAUGGACCUAACACGGGUGGUGCUGCCCACCUUCAUCCUGGAGAAGCGCUCUCUGCUGGAGAUGUACGCAGACUUUAUGUCCCACCCAGACCUGUUUGUGUCCAUCGCCGACGGCAACAGCCCCGAGGAUCGCAUGGUGCGCUUCGUCCAGUACUACCUCACCUCCUUCCACGAGGGACGCAAGGGGGCCAUCGCCAAGAAGCCCUACAACCCCAUCAUUGGAGAGACAUUCCACUGCUCCUGGAGGGUGCCCAAGAGACCCCCGUCCUCCCAGUCGUCCCAGUCGUCCCAGUCGUCGCAGUGUGAGCCUGGGCCAGAUGGGGCGUACACGGUGCGCUUUGUGGCUGAGCAGGUGUCCCAUCACCCCCCUGUGUCUGGCUUCUACGCUGAGUGUCCAGAGAAGAAGAUGUGCGUCAACACCCACGUGUGGACCAAGAGCAAGUUCAUGGGCAUGUCCAUCGGGGUGUCCAUGAUCGGAGAAGGUUGUCUCCACCUGCUGGAACACGAGGAGGAGUAUACAUUCACCCUGCCCUGUGCCUACGCCCGCUCUAUCCUUACCGUGCCCUGGGUGGAGCUCGGAGGGAAGGUCAACAUCAACUGCUCCAAGACGGGCUACUCGGCCAUCAUCACCUUCCAGACCAAGCCCUUCUACGGGGGCAAGCUGCACAAAGUGACGGCGGAGGUGAAGCACAACUCCACAAACGCCGUGGCUUGCCGGGUGCAGGGCGAGUGGAACGGCUCUCUGGAGUUCAGUUACCCGAGCGGGGAUACGCGCGUGGUGGACGUGACCCGGCUGCCUGUGAGCAAGAAACUGGUCAGGCCCAUCGACAAGCAGGCCCCCACCGAGUCCAGGCGGUUGUGGCAGCACGUAACUGAAGCCCUAAGACAGAAGGACAUUGACAAAGCCACAGAACACAAGAGGAUCCUGGAGGAGCGGCAGAGGACGGAGGAGAGGCAUCGCGCAGACACCCAAACCCCAUGGAGGACCAGAUACUUCGAGAAAGAGGGUGAAGGCUGGGUCUACCACAAACCACUUUGGAAAAACUCCUCUGUCAAAUCCUAGUCUCUCCGAUUGUUACUCUGAACAUCCAUGCUGUGGACUGAGAUGGAGAGGAGGAGUUUGAGAGCGCACACGUUUGGAAUGCACUGACUGACCCUGAACGCAGCACGCCGCGGGAGGGAGGAGCAGAGCAGAGGUGGCGCCACCCAUGACCGCUCUCCCCCUCCCCUACGGGCUUUUGUACUUUUCUAACCUUCGGUGAGGAGCUGGUGGACCCAACCCAGCUGCCUUAAGAUCUGCUCCCAAUGAUGUCUGCUCCUCACAUCCUCUGUUUUCAUUUCUACUCUGGUCAUUCAUACAAUUACACAACUACUCAGAUUGUCUACCGGUUUACUUACAUGUUUUUAAUGUGUACAAUUCAGUUAAAACUCAUUCUAUCCAACAUAUUGUAAAAUAAAGACUAAAUACAAGGAUUUGCUAGUCCAGAUUUUAAAGAUACACUGUAACUUUUCUGGUGAAGAGUCCGCCACCUGCUUGUAAUCUCCAUGGAGAUGUUAUUGCUGUGCCUAGAAUUUUACACACUAUAGCGUUAAGCUUAUCCAUCUUGCAUUUAGUCCAUUACAAGUGUUUCCGUGGCUAUAUAUGACCUAAAACAAAGCAUUCUCAUUGUGAGUGGGAUCGCCUUUCACCAGAUCUGACUUGUAACUUGAUCUGGUGGCAGACAUCCAUCAGAAAAGUUGCAUUGUGUAGCUUUAAACUUGCUGAAACUCUAUGGCAGGUAGCCCCAAGGCAGCUGUUUAGUUUAAUCACUACUUCAAUUACUCCAAAUCAGUGCGUUUACAGUGUAUCCCCUUUUGUGCAAUAGCCAGUGGUGGAAGAAGUAUUCCAUUUGAUUAUAUAAGUAAAGGUACAGAUACAGGAGCAAAAAAUGUGCUCAAGUAAAAGUUUUGCAUAUAAAAAUGUUACUUUUUUCUAAGUGUAAUGAGCCAACUAAGCAAUUUUAGGUGGUCUCAAACUAUGAAGAUAUCAUUUUAUUCCGGUUAGAACAUGUAGUGGAGUAGAAAGUACAUGCUUGCUGAUGUCGUAAAGUAAAAGUACAGUAAGUAUACAGUGUAAAAUUUACUUAAAGGUACCAUCUAUAAGUACCCCUUCCCUCAUGCCCUCCUCUCACCUUCAGACUCACCUGUACUCUCUGGUCUCUCUUCAGUCAGGCCAAAGAUGGCACACUAUCAGACAGAAGUAACGUAGACGGCCUCUAGUGGUGUUAUGUGAGAUUACAACGGGGCGGGGUCAGCUAAUCUAACUUCAGAUGGUAGCUUUAAGUACAUUAUUUAGGUAUCUGUACUACAUGACUGCAGUACUUUUUUUUUCUCUUGUACUUUACGUUACUUUCCACCACUGGGAGUGACAGGUUGUGAAUCUAAACUAAAAUGGAUGAAUGAAUGAAAUGCAUUGCGAUGUGUUGUUUUAAAUCAAGAUUUACUUCCCCAACUCAAAAUUUUAACUUGUAACUGAAUAUUUAGUGGCAUGUUGGACCCAAGUACUAAAUCACUAACUGGAAGAAAUGUUUUAAAUGCAUGAAUUGAAUUUCUCAAACAAAAGCUCUUAACCAAAUACUCACUUCACAUUUGUGUAUUAUCGUGUGUUCCAUUCCCUCUGCUUUAAUUUUUUUUAGAGCAGUUUUGUAGAUAGAAGAAUGUGGGGCUGUGGCAGUGUUUCACCUCAUACUGUGAUCUGUACAUGUGUAACACUUUUCCUAAGCAGCAGGUGGAGCCCUCCCUGCCCAGGUGCCUUAAUGUCGCGCUCUCUGCGGACCCCAGUACACGGCCCUUGUAUAUUAUCGUGUGUGUGGUUUUGCUGUAGUGCUGGUGAGGCGUUUGAGGACGUGGGAUUUCUCAGUUUGGGAUUGACUGGUUCUAUUGCUGAUCUCUGAAUGCACUGACGCUGAAGGAAAGCUGAUGUAAACAUGAAUCUUGUGUGAAAAUAUUGAAAUAAAUGGCAUAUCACUUGUA
This is a messenger RNA of Periophthalmus magnuspinnatus, 4431 nucleotides long. RefSeq names its product oxysterol-binding protein-related protein 11-like. The record is from RefSeq and is a predicted model, not a curated record. NCBI's taxonomy places the organism in Eukaryota, Metazoa, Chordata, Actinopteri, Gobiiformes, Gobiidae. Bases 329 to 2482 code for a protein of 717 amino acids. Gene Ontology annotation, cellular component: membrane; intracellular membrane-bounded organelle; cytosol. The transcript has 13 exons. Gene Ontology annotation, molecular function: sterol binding.